Molecule: messenger RNA, 2083 nt
Organism: Pocillopora damicornis (cauliflower coral)
Lineage: Eukaryota; Metazoa; Cnidaria; Anthozoa; Scleractinia; Pocilloporidae
Product: TNF receptor-associated factor 2
Biological process (GO): signal transduction; regulation of canonical NF-kappaB signal transduction; regulation of apoptotic process
Cellular component (GO): plasma membrane signaling receptor complex; cytoplasmic side of plasma membrane
Molecular function (GO): tumor necrosis factor receptor binding; zinc ion binding
Source: RefSeq, a predicted model, not a curated record
UGGAUCUACAAGAAUGACCUGUCUACAGGACCAGAAAGAGUUUCUCCCAAAUGAGGUAUUUCCUGAUAACUUCAUGAGACGUGAAGUACAAGCCUUUGUUGUCAAUUGUACUUUUGAGGAUGAAGGAUGCAAUUGGAAAGGAGAAGUCAGACACCUAGAGAACCACUUGAGUAACUGUGAGUUCCUUAAAAUUCCCUGUGUACAUCCUGAGUGUGGAGCACAAGUGAAAAAAUCAGAUCUUACCCAACACUUGGAAAAGGAAUGUAAGUGCAGACUGGAAACCUGUGGAUUCUGCAAGAAGCAAAUCAAACUUAAUAAGAUGAAGCAUCACCAUGAGACAGAUUGCCCAGCAUAUCCAGUUGUUUGUCAAAAAUGCAACAAAGAUGGAAUUCCCAGAGCAAAGCUUUUACAACAUCAAGAUCCAAUAAUGGGAGACUGUGAUAGUGUACAGGGACCGUGCCCAUUUUCACAGAUUGGCUGCUCUGCGACUGAGGCCCUCACCCAAAAGCAGAGGAAAGAGCACCUGGAGAAACAUAAUACAUUCCACACUACUCUGCUUUUACAUUAUGCUAUACGAAUGAGCAAAGAGAUGGAAGCACUUUUAGUGGGUGACCCCAGAAUUGUGUCUAGAAACCCACACAUCCUCUCAAAUUACGACAGUGUAAUUGCAGAUCUUCUCGCUCAAGUUCAAACUCAGGCGGGUGAAACGAGGAAUUUACGCGAAAAAUGCCGAGAGCACAGUGAGAGAAUUACCGCCUUGGAGAGGAAAGUGGCUUCAGGAAAUCUGUCGGGUUCCGCUACAACUGCCCAAAUACCUGGCGAGUCGAACGGUGGUACACAAAACCCAGAAGUUACACGAAGGAUUACCAACAUUGAAAACCGAACCGCUGACCACGAAGUUCUUCUGGUAGAGAACAAUCGCACAAUGGAGGAAGUUAGACGUGACGUGGGUAAUAUGAAAAGGCAACUUGACACCACCCAGGAGAGUACCAGAAGGCACGACAGAAGGAUUGAAUCUAUAGAGCACACACUGGCACUCAGGAACGUAACCCUGGCUGAUUUGGAGGAGUAUGUAAAACAGCAAGAGUUCUCAAGCUACGAUGGCCAGCUGUUGUGGAAGAUUCCUGAUUAUGCUCGCAAACGAAAUGACGCAGUGACAGGCCAGCAAGUCUCUUUCUAUAGCCCUUGUUUCUACACCAGUCGCUAUGGCUACAAAAUGUGCGCCCGCAUUUACCUGAACGGGGACGGAAUGGGAAAAGGAACGCACAUCUCGAUCUUCUUUGUGGUCAUGCGCGGUCAGUAUGACGCGCUGCUCCGUUGGCCAUUCAGACAGAAAGUCACCUUCAUGUUGCUGGACCAGGAUAACGUGGAACACGUGAUUGACGCCUUCAGACCCGAUCCGAACAGCUCAUCUUUCCAGAGGCCAAGAAGAGAAACAAACAUCGCCAGUGGGUGUCCAAUGUUCUGCUCGCUUGCUGAGCUGAAUAAUCACGCAUAUGUCAGGGAUGACGCCAUGUUCCUGAAAAUAAUUGUGGAUAUUUCUGAUCUGUGAAGGGGAACUUUGAGUUGCGGUUUGUCAUUUGUUUUGAAAUUACCUUCUUCUUUAAUUUAACAUUACCAUUGCUCUGACAUGGCUUGUACAUGCUGCAUAAGUGAUACAUGGCAGUUGUUAUCGUUUGUUUUGUACCUGAAAUGACGAGAAUUUUCUUCGUUUGGCAGGACAGUUUUAAUUUUGAUUUGAUGUUCUGAUCUCAAUGUGAUGUAAAGGGAAGUCUGUUUCUCUUUAUUACAAUUAUGGCAGUUGAAGCUAUCAGCUUGCUCUCCGUCAAGUCGUCUUAAUGUUAUACCUUUACCCUCACCCACGAUCGAUUACGGUGUAAGUUCGAUGUUCGGCAUGAAGCGUUAUGCAGAGCUAUAGUAAAUAGUAUUGUUUUGUCUCCAACUAAAUUAUAUGUCAUAUGAUUUUUUCUGGAUUUGAUAAUUUAUGAUGAUAUUGCUAUGCGAUCGAUGUAGGUGCAAUGUUUUUCUAAAACGGGUAAUUCGGUAGCUGUUUGCUUUAGCGAAUGAGAUAUAGUGGUAAGAA